AUGGCGACAUCACAGAAGCUCACACAAAUCGCCACAAAUAUCGUCUUGGAGAAAGCAAUACAAGACAAGUUUGCUGCAGCAAAGCAGCAGCAGCAGAAGCCGGGGCAGCAGCAACAGAAAGAGGAACAAGAAGGAGGAAACACCGCUGCAGCUGCAGAAGCAGCAGCAGCAGAUACAGCUGCAGCAGCAGCAGACACAGCAGCAGCAGCAGCAGAUACAGCAGCAGCAGCAGCAUAUACAGCAGCAGCAGAAGCAGAAGCAGCAGCAGCAGAAGCAGAAGCAGCAGCAGCAGCAGCAGCAGAAACAGCAACAGCAGCAUCAGAUACAGUAGCAGCAGCAUCAGAUACAGCAGCAGCAGCAGCAGCAGCAGCAGCAGCAGAUACAGAAGCAAGAUAA
Messenger RNA from Eimeria mitis, 396 nucleotides. RefSeq lists its product as uncharacterized. Lineage: Eukaryota; Apicomplexa; Conoidasida; Eucoccidiorida; Eimeriidae. Bases 1 to 396 code for a protein of 131 amino acids. The transcript has 3 exons. The record is from RefSeq and is a predicted model, not a curated record.